AUGCCACAAUUAGAUCCUACGUCGUAUUUUUCUCAGUUUUUUUGGUUAUGUGCAACAUUUGGUACAUUUUAUCUUGUACUGACCAAGUAUAUUCUCCCACAAAUUGCGAAAGUGCUUUUUGUCAGACAUCAAAAAGCUGAACAAGCACAAAUCACCCAAGAAAGUCCUUUACAACAAGAAACUUUACAUGUACAACACACAACAGGACAACAUAUGACAGAUGCGUGUAGCAAAGCAAAACAAGCUGUACAGAAUGCAAUGCAAAAGUCACAAGAAUGGAUGAAAGAACAAACUGCACAAGUACAACAAAAGCAAUUAAAUAGCUUACAAACACAGUAUACAAGUCAAAUGAAACAAAAUGCAUAUACAUAUGCACACGUUUCACAAGCCUUAAAACAUACUCUACCACCAAGUGCACAAGCAGCUACACAAUUUCUACAUCCAAAAAAUACACCGAAAAUGCGUGUAUUUGAUAAAACAGUAGUACAUACACUAUUCACAAAAUAA
Micromonas commoda is the source of this 507-nucleotide messenger RNA. NCBI's taxonomy places the organism in Eukaryota, Viridiplantae, Chlorophyta, Mamiellophyceae, Mamiellales, Mamiellaceae. The record is from the annotation of a RefSeq genome assembly.